AUGUCUAAAGUAGCGAGACAGUUGAAAUUUCUGAAUAAGAUUAGCUCUACCACGACUGAUGCACAAGUUAUACUAAGCCCUGGGAAAUACCAGCGGUUGUCACUAACAUUUCAGACCAAGAACCACAAUGGACACAUGGGUGCGCGUAAGUUUUGGAAGGACUAUUUGCCAACGAUACAGUUUUACAACCCACAGCUCCGGAUAGACGUCACUAGGAUAAAGAACGAGAGCAAAACAGUGUCUGUGCCAUGCACACUGCAAGCCAUCGGUACAGAUGGUAAAGUCGUCGAAGAGAUAGAUAUGAGCAACAAGCAUGCGCCAGAGAUACUACAAUCUUUACUGCAAAAAUUAGACCAUGAACGUGUCCCAGAAUCGCAAAUCAUAUCGGUGGGCACACAGUCGGCAUAG
Messenger RNA from Nakaseomyces glabratus, 408 nucleotides. RefSeq names its product mitochondrial 54S ribosomal protein mL61 (gene MRP49). The record is from RefSeq and is a predicted model, not a curated record. Gene Ontology annotation, molecular function: structural constituent of ribosome. Gene Ontology annotation, cellular component: mitochondrion. NCBI's taxonomy places the organism in Eukaryota, Fungi, Ascomycota, Saccharomycetes, Saccharomycetales, Saccharomycetaceae.